Neurospora hispaniola is the source of this 1046-nucleotide messenger RNA. RefSeq lists its product as uncharacterized. Lineage: Eukaryota; Fungi; Ascomycota; Sordariomycetes; Sordariales; Sordariaceae. The transcript has a single exon. The record is from RefSeq and is a predicted model, not a curated record. Bases 263 to 898 code for a protein of 211 amino acids.
GCCGGACGCCAGUCUUGCAGCCCUACGUUAUCGACAAGAGACGGGGAGAUAAGAUAGAAAAAAGAUGGGGUUUACGGUCCGUGCGAAUGCAUGCCCGGUCAUCGCUGGCUAGCGUUCCGCGAACCGCCCGAACCUUUGCGACCAAACGACGGAGAGGCUCAAAAACAAGAAAUCUCCAGUCCGCUUUGCGCCCAGUAAUAUCUCACUGCCGAUACUCAUCGAGUCAGCCAGGGAUCCCGUCCCCUCAGAAACAGCCCUCACAAUGGCCUCCCAACCACCAGCAGAAACUCCCGCCCCGGCGCCGGCGGCGACGACCCCAGAAACCCCCGAGAUCAUACCCUCAGCCGAGAACCAUUACGGCACGCCCAACCUUUUGCACAACUCCGCCAUCAUCGUUUCCAUUCUCGCGCCCAUUGGUCUUCUUCUUCCCGGUCGCGGGCGCGGCCAGUUCUCCGUGCAAAACGCUAUUCUAGGUUCGGGCACCUUCUGGGGCUUCAAUCAGCUCUCGUUCGACUACACGGGCAAGUCGAUCUACCAGCGGUCCAACGAGAAGUGGGCCAAAGUGCUGUCUACCGGCGACGCGUUGCCGGAACAGGCCAAGAAGAACAAGGCCUUGAUUGAGGCGGAGAGGGCUAGGAGGAAGCUUGCGCAGGAGCAGCAAGACCGAAAUGACAAGCAUGAGAAGGAUGGGGGAGUGUUGACUAAGAUUUGGAUGGGUGAUGAGAGGGAAGGGUGGAAGGAGAAGAGGCUGGAGGAGGAGAAGAAGGCGUUGGAGAGUGGAAAGGGAUACGGGAGCUUGAUCAUGGAUCAGAUCUGGGAGGUUUGGAAUCAGGAGGGUAAGGGUAAGAAGAAGGAUGAGAAGGGAAAGGAUGGUGAUGAUACCCCGAAGAAGAAGUAAGAGGCGCAGGAGGAAGGGAGAAGAGGAUGUUAAAUUACCGUCUGAGACGAGAGCUCCUGGACACGGGUUGAGGACGCGGAUGAGCAAUGAUUACUGCAUACUACAUUCAACAACGGGCAAACUGUCGCCGCUGAGGGUGCCUGGUUGU